CCUCAAAUUGUGAGCUUGUAGAAGAAAAACCCCUCCUGCAUUCUGUCCUUGCCCACCUCCCAGCUGAAGAGAUGGCCUUGUUUCCCAUUCACCAUCCUUUGGUUUUUAUCUUUGGCAUCCUAGGUAACCUCAUCUCAUUCAUGGUGUACCUUGCUCCACUGCCGACUUUCUACCAAAUUUACAAAAGGAAAUCCACUGAAGGGUUUCAGUCUGUUCCCUACGUGGUUGCAUUAUUCAGUUCUAUGCUUUGGAUAUACUAUGCCUUCCUUGACACUGAUGCUAGCCUUCUCAUCACCAUCAACUCCGUUGGCUGCGUCAUUGAGACCAGCUACAUUGUUAUGUUCCUUGUGUAUGCACCGAAGAAGGCUAGGAUCACGACUGUGAAACUCGUUUUUCUAAUGAAUAUCUGCGGAUUCGGUUCCAUCCUGCUCCUAACCCUCCUCCUAGCUAAAGGCGCUAACCGUGUCCGUAUUGUUGGAUGGGUUUGUCUCGUGUUCUCGCUUAGCGUUUUCCUUGCACCCCUUUGCAUCAUGAGACAAGUUAUCCGAACCAAGAGCGUUGAGUACAUGCCAUUUCUUCUAUCUUUUUUCCUCACAUUGAGUGCUGUAAUGUGGUUCUUUUAUGGUCUGAUGCUCAAAGACUUUUACAUUGCUGGUCCAAACAUCCUGGGCUUCUUCUUCGGGAUUGUUCAGAUGGUCCUCUACUUAAUCUACAGAAACGGGAAGAAAGUUCUGGAAAACGAGAAAUUGCCCGAACUAUCCGAACAAAUCAUUGACGUUGUGAAGCUUAGCACAAUGGUGUGCGCAGAAGUGAACCUAACUAACCAGCAGCACAGCAAUGAAGGACAUGGCACCACAGAGAAACAAGGCCUUGAAGUCAUAGUUGCUCUGUAAUAAAACAAAGGCUUCCCACGUAGCUACGGUUUUAAUUUCAUUCGAUAUGCAUGGCCUUGCGACAUGGCCAUGUUAAUUAGUAGUCUCUUUUCUGUUUUAUGUGUGUGUGUCCCUCUAAAUCUCCAUCUGUAUCUUGUGUAAUUGGCGAUGAUCAUAUGGUGUCUUUAUCGUAUGUAACUAAUGAUUAUUUAUUAUCAUCAUUAUAUUAAAUUGUUGGGUGUUAUGAGAAA
Molecule: messenger RNA, 1123 nt
Organism: Vitis riparia (riverbank grape)
Lineage: Eukaryota; Viridiplantae; Streptophyta; Magnoliopsida; Vitales; Vitaceae
Product: bidirectional sugar transporter SWEET14-like
Exons: 6
Coding region: 72-893 (273 amino acids)
Biological process (GO): carbohydrate transport
Cellular component (GO): membrane
Molecular function (GO): sugar transmembrane transporter activity
Source: RefSeq, a predicted model, not a curated record